Messenger RNA from Varanus komodoensis (Komodo dragon), 1458 nucleotides. RefSeq names its product solute carrier family 35 member A2 (gene SLC35A2). Gene Ontology annotation, biological process: pyrimidine nucleotide-sugar transmembrane transport. Bases 357 to 1316 code for a protein of 319 amino acids. The record is from RefSeq and is a predicted model, not a curated record. NCBI's taxonomy places the organism in Eukaryota, Metazoa, Chordata, Lepidosauria, Squamata, Varanidae. Gene Ontology annotation, molecular function: UDP-galactose transmembrane transporter activity. Gene Ontology annotation, cellular component: Golgi membrane. The transcript is spliced from 6 exons.
UUGGCAACUAGGAUGCGGAAGCGUCGGCUGCAGCGGGGAAGCUCGGUUGCCCAGCAGUUGCCACCAUGGCAGCGGCUGGGGGCCCAGGAACCGACGGCGGGAGUCCCGUGGCUGGAGGAGGGGAGGGGAUGAAGCCACUCAUACUUGGAGCUAAGAUUGAAUUGAAUCCAGUUGCUGGUGUCUGUCUUAAUGGCUUCUUGAUGCUUGAACCCUGCUGAAACCAUUGUGCAAGUAACCGACAGUUAAAGUACAUCAGCUUAGCUGUCUUGGUGGUGCAGAAUGCCUCACUCAUCCUCAGUAUCCGCUAUGUGCGCACGCUUCCUGGCGACCGAUUCUUUGCCACUUCAGCUGUGGUCAUGGCUGAGAUUCUCAAGGGAGUCACCUGCCUGCUGCUCAUCUUUGUUCAGAAGCAAGGUAACUUGAAACAGUUCGCUGCUUCCCUGUAUGACUCCAUUGUGGUGCAGUACAUGGACACUCUCAAGCUAGCAGUGCCUUCUCUCAUUUAUACCCUCCAAAACAACCUCCAGUAUGUGGCCAUCUCCAACCUGCCUGCAGCCACCUUUCAGGUCACCUACCAACUGAAGAUCCUCACCACAGCAGUCUUCUCUGUGCUGAUGCUCCGCAAGAGCCUCUCCCGUCUCCAGUGGCUGUCCCUUGUGCUCCUUUUUGCCGGCGUAGCCAUUGUCCAGGUGGAGCAACAGCAGGCAGGGGGCAAGCCAGCCCCUGGGGGCGAGGGAAUGCAGCAAAGCUACCUUGUGGGGCUUGUGGCAGUGGUGGUAUCAUGCCUCUCGUCUGGUUUUGCUGGGGUCUAUUUUGAAAAGAUCCUCAAGGGCAGUGCUGCCUCGGUCUGGCUACGCAACGUCCAGCUGGGCAUCUUCGGGACCUUGCUGGGGCUGCUGGGCAUGUGGUCUGCAGAUGGGGCAGCCGUGGCUCAGCAUGGAUUCUUCUUCGGCUACUCCCCACUGGUGUGGGGAGUGAUUCUGAACCAGGCCUUUGGUGGCCUCCUGGUGGCUGUAGUUGUGAAAUAUGCUGACAACAUCCUCAAGGGCUUUGCCACGUCCUUCUCGAUUGUGGUGUCCACCGUGGCCUCCAUCUACCUCUUUGACUUCCACCUCAACCUGCUCUUUGCUCUAGGGGCAGGGCUGGUCAUAAGUGCAGUCUAUCUAUACAGCUUGCCCAAGGGAUCUUUGGCCAGUCGGUCCUUGGUGGGGACAGCUGCACACCAGCAGGGUCAUGCUGCACAAAGCAAGGAACUUCCUUCUGUGACUACAGACGACUUCCUGUCCAAGAUCUCCUCCAAAGAAAAAGGCUCUUAAAGCAGCAAGCAACCUGGAAGACCUUCAGUUGCAUCCUAUCUCUGCCACCAUCUCACCUGGCUGAAGAGAUCUCAGUUCCAAUUCUGCUUGGAUGCUUCCCCAGAACCGAAGAAUUCACAGUUCUGUCACAUUUACAAGGACA